AUGAAUGGUAGAUAUCACUCCAUAUCUAGCCGAAGUGAUUCUGUAAGUAGUGGUAGUGGUGGUGCUAGGAGACACAGGCUUGCAGUGAGUGCCAUGGAUCGAGAGCCUGGGGAGCUUUCUAGUGACGGGUCUGAUGUGGCUAUUGAUUCAGAAAGUCAAGUUAAUAGAUUGGCUGAUAUAGAAAUGGUGGAUAAUGCUGAUCAGUCUGCUUCAGUGCAGAACAAGAAGAGGAAGUUUUCGCCAAUUGUUUUGGAUGGAGACCAUAAGGAGGUAAGCAGAACAGAUAAAAGUAACAGCACUGUAGUUACUACUAAUUUACCCCCAUUACCUGCUUUGGUAAAAUCAUCUCAGCAUUCACUAAACCCAGAAACUGGUGCGCCUGAGAAUGCACGGUCUUCACCCGCAUAUGAUAAGCAGGUUAGUUUAGAAGCAUCUCUUUCAAAAAAUUUGUCUGAAUUCCCAGAUGAAACAUCUUCUAUGCGAACUGAAGAUCAGUGGGCCAAAAAGAUGGAAACAGGGUCUCUGGAAGAUGAUGAUUAUGUUCCCACAAAAACCAUUAUUUCAUCCCGGUGGGCUAAUGAUGCCGACUCCCCUGCCGAUGAAGGUGAAAUUUCGGAUUAUGAAGACAUGCCUAAAUUUAACAGGAAUUAUGGUGCAGAAUCAACUGAUCAGAAAAGAUUCAGUAAAUCAGUAAGUCCUGAAGUUUGGGAGGUCAAAAAAGAAGGCACUGGAGGGAGGUCUUCUAGGUCUGAUGAACCUCUUAGGUCCUCCAGUAGAGAUAGGUAUCAUGAAGAAGAUGACAAUAACGAAUAUAUGGAGAUAGACGAGGAUCGUAAUUAUGAUGGUGCUAGAGCUAGCCAUUCUGAUUCAGAUUCUGAUGAUGAUUGUGGUUCUCAUGGUACCUCGGAGCCUUUGCGACUUCCACGAAGAAGUGUUAAUAUGCUUCAAGGUUGCAGAAGAGUCGAUGAGUUUGAGAGACUCAACAAGAUAGAUGAAGGGACAUAUGGGGUUGUAUUUAGGGCCAAGGAUAAGAAGACUGGAGAAAUUGUUGCUCUGAAGCAGGUUAAGAUGGAUAAGGAGAGAGAAGGGUUUCCUUUGACUUCACUGCGGGAGAUAAACAUCCUUUUAUCUUUUGAUCAUCCCUCCAUUGUGGAUGUCAAAGAAGUAGUGGUGGGGAGCAAUCAAGACCACAUCUAUAUGGUUAUGGAGUACAUGGAACACGAUCUUAAGGCGUUGAUGGAGACCAUGAAGCAGCCAUUUAGUCAAAGUGAAGUUAAAUGCCUCAUGCUCCAACUUUUGAGCGGUGUCAACUACCUCCAUGACAAUUGGGUGCUUCACAGAGAUUUGAAAACAUCAAAUUUGCUUUUGAAUAACUGCGGUGAGUUGAAGAUUUGUGACUUUGGUCUUGCUCGUCAAUAUGGAAGCCCACUAAAACCAUAUACGCAGCUGGUGGUUACUCUUUGGUACAGAGCGCCUGAACUUCUUCUGGGAACAAAGCAAUAUUCUACCGCAAUUGACAUGUGGUCCUUGGGGUGCAUUAUGGCCGAGCUAUUAUCAAAAGAACCUCUUUUCAAUGGGAAGACAGAGUUUGAACAGCUAGGCAAGAUUUUCAAGAUCCUGGGAACCCCUAAUGAGACCAUUUGGCCUGGGUAUUCUAAGCUCCCUGGUGUCAAGGUGAACUUCGUCAAGCAUCAGUACAACCUAUUACGUAGAAAGUUUCCACCUACUUCUUUUACUGGGUCACCCGUGCUUUCUGAUGCUGGAUUUGACCUCUUGAACAAGCUUCUAACUUAUGACCCUGAAAAGCGGAUAUCAGCUAAAGAGGCUCUCAACCAUGAAUGGUUCAGUGAAGUUCCACUUCCGAAAUCAAAGGAGUUCAUGCCUACUUUUCCAGCACAUCAUUCACGAGAUAGGCGUACGAGAAGGGUAAUGAAGAGUCCUGACCCGUUAGAAGAACUACAGAAGCUUCAGCAAGAAGGAUACGGCACUGGUGUUUUUUCGCCUGUCUUUGACGUAACUUGCCUGGAAGAGGUGGUGUGUAAAGCGGUGGGGAGAUUCUUUGCUUCUCAUAGUCAAAGAAUGUGGCGAAGUGUAGCAUCAGGAGUAUUCAAGCAAGCAGCUGCGUCGCCGGUUAAUCACAGCGCCUUGGCUUGUUCAACAUUUGAUGCCAUCAUGGCACCCAUAAAGAGCAUUCUUUCCCUGCGAAGAGCUUCUGUUAUCCUCCGCUCGCAAGAGAAGUGUGGUUUAGCAACACGACCGCUCAGCACACAAGCAUCAACCACUUCUCCCACCCCGCAAGCCCCUCCUCCUCCCCCGCCCCCAGAGAAGACCCACUUUGGCGGCCUCAAAGACGAAGACCGAAUCUUCACAAACCUCUAUGGCCUCCACGACCCUUUUCUCAAGGGCGCCAUGAAAAGAGGCGACUGGUACCGGACGAAAGACCUUGUCCUCAAGGGAACUGACUGGAUAGUCAACGAGAUGAAGAAAUCCGGCCUCCGAGGCCGUGGUGGUGCCGGUUUUCCGUCCGGUCUCAAGUGGUCCUUCAUGCCCAAAACUUCCGAUGGCCGUCCCUCGUACCUCGUCGUGAACGCCGACGAGAGCGAGCCUGGGACGUGCAAGGAUCGUGAAAUCAUGCGACACGAUCCGCACAAGCUGUUAGAAGGCUGCCUAAUAGCUGGCGUGGGAAUGCGUGCUCGGGCAGCUUACAUCUACAUCCGAGGUGAAUACGUGAACGAGAGGAUUAACCUUGUGAGGGCUCGGCAGGAGGCGUACGAGGCCGGACUGCUUGGAAAAAACGCUUGCGGCUCGGGCUACGAUUUUGACGUGCACAUCCACUUUGGUGCUGGGGCUUACAUAUGCGGAGAGGAGACUGCUCUCCUCGAGAGCCUCGAGGGAAAGCAGGGAAAGCCGAGGCUGAAGCCUCCUUUCCCGGCGAAUGCCGGCCUUUACGGCUGCCCGACAACUGUCACGAAUGUCGAGACGGUUGCAGUAUCCCCUACGAUCCUGAGGCGCGGGCCUGAGUGGUUCUCCAGCUUCGGAAGGAAAAACAAUUCGGGGACUAAGCUGUUCUGCAUCUCGGGGCACGUGAACAAGCCGUGCACGGUCGAGGAAGAGAUGAGCAUUCCGUUGAAGGAGCUUCUCGAGAGGCACUGCGGUGGGGUCCGCGGGGGUUGGGAUAAUCUGUUGGCGGUCAUACCGGGAGGCUCGUCUGUCCCUUUGCUCCCGAAACAUGUGUGCGAGGAUGUGUUGAUGGAUUUCGAUGCGCUCAAGGCCGUGCAGUCGGGUUUAGGGACUGCAGCUGUGAUCGUGAUGGACAAAUCGACUGAUGUUGUGGAUGCUAUUGCUCGGCUGUCGUAUUUCUACAAGCACGAGAGCUGUGGGCAGUGCACGCCGUGCAGGGAGGGUACGGGAUGGCUGUGGAUGAUUAUGGAGAGGAUGAAAGUUGGGAAUGCAAAGCUGGAGGAGAUUGAUAUGCUGCAUGAGGUGACGAAGCAGAUAGAGGGGCACACAAUUUGUGCUUUGGGGGAUGCAGCCGCCUGGCCGGUGCAGGGGCUUAUUAGGCAUUUCAGGCCAGAGCUCGAGAGGAGGAUCAGAGAGCGGGCAGAUAGGGAGCUGCAGCAGUCCGCCCGCCGCAACCAUAGUUCAGUUUCACUCUCAAGCCUCAAGACUCUCAACCCGCAGCCGUUCAAUUUCACUUCGAUCUCGUGUCGUCGCGCGCACACCUUGUCCAUCGCGCGCUCAGUCUCCGUCGCUCGUUCACUCUCACGGCCGCUGGCUGCUCACCGUCCGACGGUUGCUCGACGUUCCACCGGCUUCAUCGUUAUGGUGGGUCUUUCUCUUGGAGAGCAAAAUUUUAUAAAAGGUGGAAUUGCGCAGGAUUUGCGUACUGAUGGUCGUAAGCGAUUAACUUACCGGCCCAUCUCUGUGGAGACUGGUGUCAUUCCUCAGGCAAGUGGCUCAGCAAGAGUGAAGCUUGGGGCAACAGACGUUAUUGCAAGUGUGAAGGCUGAGCUUGGAAAGCCAAGUGCAUCCCAUCCUGAUAAGGGGAAGGUUUCUAUAUAUGUAGAUUGCAGCCCGACGGCUGAGCCAACUUUUGAGGGCAGAGGGGGUGAGGAAUUAGCUACUGAGCUCUCAUCCGCACUUCAACAGUGCCUUUUGGGAGGUAAAAGUGGGGCAGGAGCUGGGAUUGAUCUCUCGUCUCUAUCCAUUGUUGAGGGAAAGAUCUGUUGGGAUCUGUAUAUAGAUGGUCUCGUUGUCAGCUCAGAUGGUAAUAUACUCGAUGCCCUCGGAGCAGCCAUCAAGGCAGCCCUAAGCAAUACAACUAUUCCAAAAGUCCAAGUUGCUGCUAAUGCCCCUUCUGAUGAGCAACCGGAGGUUGAUGUGAGUGACGAGGAAUUUCUACAAUUUGACACAUCUGGGGUUCCUGUUAUAAUUACUUUAACCAAGGUUGGGAGGCAUUACAUUGUAGAUGCAACUACAGAGGAGGAAUCCCAAAUGAGUUCGGCUAUCUCAGUUUCUAUAAAUAGGCAAGGGCGGAUAUGUGGGCUGACGAAAAGAGGAGGUGCGGGCCUCGACCCAAGUGUCAUACUGGACAUGAUAUCUGUUGCUAAACAUGUGAGUGAGCAGUUGAUGAACAAAUUGGAUUCGGAAAUAGCUGCAGCCGAGGCCUGUGAUGAUGAGGAUGAUGACAUGGAGUCUUAA
Molecule: messenger RNA, 4701 nt
Organism: Striga hermonthica
Lineage: Eukaryota; Viridiplantae; Streptophyta; Magnoliopsida; Lamiales; Orobanchaceae
Source: the annotation of a GenBank genome assembly